Molecule: messenger RNA, 444 nt
Organism: Penaeus monodon (black tiger shrimp)
Lineage: Eukaryota; Metazoa; Arthropoda; Malacostraca; Decapoda; Penaeidae
Source: RefSeq, a predicted model, not a curated record
CUUAAGUAAGCUUGGGUGACGUUUGAGACACCAGUCAUCCUGUAAACACCAUCGAGUGACGACCUACUCUGCUGCUUGUCCUGCCCCGCUUCUUAAGCUUUUGCGCUCCACAAUGGCUUCUCAAGGAAUCACCUUCGCCGCCCUCCUCGCACUGGCCGCCCUCACGCACGCAGCCGACACCACCCACAAAGACGACGCACGACUUUUCUACGACGACAAAGACACCUCCGUCACCAUCGGCGUCGAGAGCCUCAUCUACAUCGGGGUCAUCUUCGUCGGCAUACUCUUGUUCUCGUCUGUCCUGGGGCUCUUCGGGACAUCGGCCAAGGCUGCUCAGCCCUACGACUACGUCUCCGCCACUGCUUACGGUGCCGCCCCAGCCUACGACGAGAAGAGCACCUUCAAAGUGCACCAGGUGAUUGAGGAUGCUAUUAACAAGUUCCA